AUGACCUCUGUGGGUCGAUUUUCCAACGUCACUGGAAUCCGCGUGUCUGACAAAAUUCCAAUUUUGACGUCACUUGUCUUACCGCACGGCACACAUGACGUCACGUUGGUUGUUGGCUCUGACGUCACUACGGAUAAUGUGUUUUCUGUUUGCGACGUAGAGAACCCAUCGACCACGAUCGAUCUCGGAACGAUCACCAACAGCGGAAGUAGCGUGCUCUGGAACGCCAGCGAGGUGCGCGUCCUGCUGCACGUGGUCGUCACCAACUCCAGCGCCUUCACCGUCGGCGGCGUCUACUCCGUCAUUGGCGACGCUACCCUCGAUAACGGAGCUAUGCAGUUCUUGGCUUCACUGAAUUUUACCGCCGUUAGUCAAAAUCCGUUCUGGAGCCUGAGGCCGUCGUUACCUGCCGCCUCCGUAGCCUUGCUCCUCGCAGCGAGACGAAGUUCCUUUGGUGGUUUGGGCGACAGUUUCGCGUGCCUGGAAGGUCAUUGGAGCGAGGCGUUCUCAGACGGGUACAGUCAAAUCAUUGACAUCCCCAUCGUCAUCAACACAGGCUUCAACGAAGGGGGAAAUGCAAACAACAACUUGACCUUUAAAAUCCUGACGAGAAUUCCUACGUACGUAACGCCGGCCAAUAUGCUCAACGUUGUCGUUGACGUCUAUCUUGACGGAAACCUGCCACUGACGUCGACAACACCUCUCACAUUAAGCAUAAAUACAAUAGCCUCUCCAACAUCCGUGCCAGUUGUGGCGGUGGACGCUCUCUCCAGCGUAAGAAUGGUAGCAAAAGGUUCAGCGCUCAUUGCCGUUGUUAACGUCAGCACGCCGCCAGGUGUCGUCAUGAUCUACGACAUUCGAUUUACCACUACCACCGGAAAAGCCAGCAUAUGUGACGUUCAACUGAUGAAAAUCGGCGCUAACUUAUGCGCAGACGACAAAAUCAAUGCAACCUUUACCUCAUCUGAUAGCUCUGCUUUCAAUGACGGCGCAAAUGCUACAUACGGAGCUGCAAACAUUGACACGGCAGCGAGCUCGUUAGAUGCGGAUAAUUUUUUCAGGUAUGAGGUGGUCGUCUGCGUUCCCGUCAACUCCCCGGUUUCUGUUGGAGCCAACCUGUCGCUCCGUGUGGAGGUCAGAUAUGACGUCAACAACUCCAGCAAGAAUAUCAUCGCCACAUUGCCCUUCAAUGUUUCCAGCAGCGUGCAUCCAAUGCUGUCAACAGGAAACGCGUCCGUGUGUAACACGACCGGUACAUCCGGAUACAUUUCUCAGACAGUGGAGGUGAAUGUAACGGCAGUAUUCAUGGGGACGACUGCCGACUUUUCUAUUACAGUCUCCACCCAAGUGAAUAAUAAUACGGCGCUAGGUAAUUUCUAA
This is a messenger RNA of Dreissena polymorpha, 1380 nucleotides long. RefSeq lists its product as uncharacterized. Bases 1 to 1380 code for a protein of 459 amino acids. NCBI's taxonomy places the organism in Eukaryota, Metazoa, Mollusca, Bivalvia, Myida, Dreissenidae. The record is from RefSeq and is a predicted model, not a curated record. The transcript is spliced from 8 exons.